Pogona vitticeps (central bearded dragon) is the source of this 1529-nucleotide messenger RNA. The record is from RefSeq and is a predicted model, not a curated record. NCBI's taxonomy places the organism in Eukaryota, Metazoa, Chordata, Lepidosauria, Squamata, Agamidae.
AGUGAUGAGUUGUAUGAAGAUCAAUAAGAAGAAGUUCAUUCCACUCAAGACCAACCUGUUCAUGGCUAAAUUUAUGGAACAAGAAAGAAGGAGGACAUCUCCUCUAAGAGCCAGCUAUACCCUAAUUCCUAACCAGAGAUACCGACGUAGCUACCGCCGUUCUCGCAAGUUUAGCAAAACCCCGGAUACAGAUUCUCUAUCUUUGUCAACCCUUGGGAAUUUCAGAACACUUCCUUUAGAAAUAUUUCACAUGAUUUUAGAAUAUUUGCCAGUGAAGGAUAUAAGCAUGCUAAGCAUGGUAUCAAAGACUAUCAGCUACCGCCUUAUUAAUUACAUCUCGAGUCCUUCAGGAAACAGAAGGCUUUUGCUACGUGACUUUCAUAACCCUGGCCUACUUGGCUGUAGGAAAGGAUUCUCCAUUCUAGAGCACUACAGAUCCUUAGCUCUGUUGCUAAAAAGGUGUACUUUAUUGCUGCCCACAAAGGAGAGGUUGAAAUACAUACACAACAUACUUUCAGAAAUUUCCUGCUUUAAACUUAAUGGUUGCUUGGAUCCUUUGCACUGUUCUGGACUACAAUGUUAUGGGGUCUUUUUACAGAUGUUAACAGCUGGCUGGGAUGAAUUAGAAUGUCAUUGUGUUUAUAACUUCCUCUGUGACCUGACUAGUUUACCCCGGAGAGUCCACACAGUUGUCAGCGGCAAGCCUGGUAAAAGUUCCAUGUACAGAGAGGGAAGUGCUCGAAAGCUGGAGCUGAGGAUAAGAAUAUUUUGCCGCAGUGUCCUGUUAAAUCACUGGGUUAAUCAAAGUGAUUCUGCAUUUUGGCUAACACGUAUUUUAAAACCUUGGCCGAUGGUAAAUCAAGCCCGACUACUAUAUAUUAUAUUUGGGCCUAUCUCUACUCUGGAUGGGCAUGUGGUUUGGCAGAAAAUGACUGACAAUCCAACAGAUGAAACCAGUUUGAAAGGGCUGGCAGAUGCCAUUAAGUUGCUUUAUGACACAGAGGCAAAGGAGUGGACAGCAGAUGAUGUGAUCAGUCUGUUGGAUGAACUUUCAGUAGUUCCCAGGGAAUGGCUACUGGAAAACAGUGCCCGUCUUCUUAUCUUGUGUGGAAACAAUAUCUGCUUCACAUUUAUGGCUAGUAAGGCAGUGAAUGGCAGAGCUGUUGAACUAGCAAGACUUACAGUUUUCCUAGCUUUGGUAUGUGAGAAGGACCUCUAUUGCAUGGACUGGGCUGUCAAAAUGAUGCAGAAGGUCUGCAAGGUUUUCAGAACACAGGGAGAAAGGAAUAACUUCCUGCAAAGUGUAGAGAAUGCCUUUGCACAUAUUAUCAUGGAAGCACUUCAGUCAGUGAUAUCUGGAGAGCAUGAUGAGGAAGACAGCAGCUUUCUAAACCUGUUUCAUCUGGUAAAUGCACAAGCAAAUUUUCAUAAGGAAAUUCUUUAUCUGACCAUGAACAACAGAAUGUAAAAUUCUUUAAAUCUUGAUGUUUUGGAGAGGAUGGCACCCUGAACAGAAAAACAAAUCUUCC